GCGCGAGUUGCUUUCUUCCUAUAGUUUCCUGGGCCCUGGCAGGAGACUUUCUGGAUCCUGGCUAAUUGCUCCCCUUUUGAGGAACUGACUGGAAGCCCUGAAGACUCAAGGUUUUCUGGGAGGAACAUCGUUGUAGGAGCAGGUAUUCCUUUGUGGUUUUUCAUGUAUGGAUUGAAUCCUGAAUAGAGCUAUAUGAUGAUAGCCAUUCAGUGGCCACCAACAAAAUGGAAAUGAAAGCAAUUGCUACUAAGCACAAGACACUGUGGAAAAUGAAUUCAGUUGGUGAACCUUUACUAGUUACUGGCAUAGAAGUCAAUCCUUUGAAGAAAUUUACUAUUCCUAAAAUCAGGAGGACAACUGAGAAAGUUUAUCUGUCACCUUGUUGUACGAAUAGCAGAGAAUACAUUUUCAUACAGGAUACCCUUAACCAGUGCCGACUUGAUACAAGUUGUGAUAUAAAAUCAACAUGGCAGUUUGGGGAUACAAAGUUGGUUCACAAUGAGGACCUGGAAAAGAAAUUUACUUCUAAGAGGUCAGAAAUGCGUGAGAUUGGAAGACAUGGCAGAGAACUUGAAGAACAAUUUUGCUUUUUAGCACUUUCUCAGAGCGAUGUGAAUGAGAUAUAUCAGAAUGGGAUAAGUACCAAAGAAUCACCAUUGAAGAUUUUAGGAAAUCCUCUUCUUGGAAUUUAUGCAUUUAGACAUGUUGAUAUUGCCUUGAAUUAUGCUCAUAGUAGAAGCAUUAAUGUAGAAAGUAUUAUGAUUUUCAAGGUACUCUUUGGAAAAGUAAAGAAAAUUCAGCCUUCAAUGGAUAAAAACAAAGUUUCUCUGGAUCCUUCUCCUAACUUUGAUUGCCAUAUGUCAAGAAGUGUACCUUCCCUGAAAGAUACCAUUGAACUUCAGGCCUACAGUUCAGCAGUAUACUUCUAUGAAUACAAUGUUCUUUCAAAACCAGUAGAUAAACCCAGACAUUGCCUUCCAUAUGCAGUAAUAACAGUAAAAUUCAUUGGUCAAAAAGCAGAUAAUGGACCCCUAAUGACAUCAUUGAGAUUCCUCUCAACGGGGUUUCCUAAGAGAGUUGAAAGAACAUGCUCCCUGAAUAACUGUACAGUGGCCAAAAGAAUUGGAAAAGGAAAAGAUGCUACAGUCGUCUUUGAGCAUUUCAGAAAACAUACAGAUCCACUUGCCCAGGAAAACUGUUCAUGUAGUACAUCAAAUUCAGAAUCAAUUCCUUCCAACUCAAAUAUUUCUAACUCCGAUGUAAAUGUGCAAAAUGAAAACAUGUCUAUGAUUGAAACACCCAGUGGACAUACAGAGCACCAUUUAACAGAAUGUGAAGAUAUUUCACAAGUGCACACAUAUGAUUCAGGAAUUUCACUCAUUCCUGGUGAUACCCAAGAAAGUGUUAAUGGUGGUCUCUUAAAUUUGACACAUCUUAAAAGUGUUUUAAGUGGUCUUUCUUCUGCCUUUCCCUUUCAUAACAAUAAUGAUUUAAGUACAGUUACUACUUCAAAACUCAUCAAAGACCCAAGACUAAUGAGGAGAGAAGAAAACAUGGGAAAACAUAAUAAUGUUACAGAUUUAAAUGAUAUUUUUCCACUUAAGAAGAAUUUACAUUUUGUUAAUUCAGAAAUAAAUGUGUCAUCUAUGCCAGCUAAUUCUGUAUCCUCAUCUGGAACUGUUGCUAAUGAUCAUGCUGUUCAUAUUAAUCAUUUGGAGACCCCUUUCUUCAAUAUUUCUUCUGAUGAAUCCCAAUCUCAUGUUCAUACCAUGGACUCUAAGGACCAUGAUUUUCUAAUUCCUAAUAUAAUUACCAUGACUGGACAAUGUAAGAACCAAGACAAUUUUCCCUUCCCAAUGUGUUUGUCAAAUGUGAUUUCAGAAGUUGAGAACCAAAGACAAAAUGAGGAAAAAACCCAGGAACUCCCACAGAUAAGCAACAUUCCAUUUUUAAUUGAACAAAACAAUGAGCCACAUAACUCUCAUGAAUCAUUGUAUACUUGUACUAGAAAGAACAAUGGCCACAUCUCUCUGGAAUCACGGUUACCUCCUUUAAAACCAGCGUGUGAGACUGGCCACCUGAUGUCACCACUUAAGCCACUCCAAAAGAAAGCAGCCAUAUAUGAACACAUUCCAAAUAGUAGCCCAGAAUGUAAUUCCAGACAGGAAGAAAAAAGUUUUUUGCAAAGAACAGAUGGUUAUUUUACCAGUGAAACAAAAAUCAGUCAAACAUCUAGUUGCAUUACAUCCCAACAAAAAUACAAAGAAAAUGACAGUCUUGAUUCCUUUGGAAAAAACUGUGACCAAAUGUUAAUAACUCAAGAGAAAAUGCCAAGAUCUUAUAUAUUCACCACAAGAAAUGAAAAUGAGAUAGAUCGUCUAGCAUUGGAAUGUCAAAAAAAUCUUUGCCCAGGAGGAGAAAGCCUUUUACAAAAGCAUCUCCCACACUCUUUAGACUGUGAUAAUAUUCAUACAAAUUCUGCCAUUUCUAAAAACCUAAUGGGACUCACAUUGGAAGGAACAAAUCAAAGUUGUAUUGGUGUUACGACUGAUGUUUUCCAGCAAGCAAAAGACAUCCCCCAAGCCAAAGAAUUAUCAGAUUCAUCUCAUGACAUUAAGAGAGCUCAUGAUAAUUCAUACUGUAACAUAACUAGAGAAGACACAUGUUUUCAUAAGAAAAAUGAAGAUGAGUCAGUGUCAGUAGAGACAAUUCAGAGAGACUGCAAAGAAUCUCUUCACAUGGCUGGUAAUGAUCAAAACUAUAUUCUCUGUAAUGCUCAGUUAAAUCAUGAAAACCUGACCACUGACUGCAAAGAGCAUAGAAGUAAUGCUAAAGAAAACCAAAAAUGGACUAAAGAGGAAGACAUUGCUUCAUCUAUAGGAAAUAAUGCAGAGAAUAUAUAUGAAGAUAAGCAGAGCUUUCAUACAAACACAGAUUUAAUCAAUAUAGAUGAAAAGAAUAAAAAUCACCAUAGUAUAGAAGUUCUGAAUUCAGAAGAAUUCUCUGCUAUAUUUAAUUUGACUUGGAAAAAUUGUGUAUCAACAGACAAUGCAUUAUUAGGAAAUAAAGAUACUGCUACUACCAUUAAACAAAAUGACACUCAGAAUUCUGAAAAGAGUGUAGCAGACUUAUCUUCAGCAACAUUUCCUGAAAUUAAAGGUCCUUCAGUGAAUGUAGCCUCAAAUACUACAGUACAGAUACCUGGUACUACAGUGCCUAUAUUAAGCACAAAUCUUGAAGCUCACCAAACUUGCCAGUUUAAUGAGACUUGUUCUUCUGAUAGUCUAGAUACUGAUUUGCUAAUAAAACUUAGGGCUUCUGACUAUGAAAUGGACAUGAAUAAAAAUGAAUUGUGUAACUCGUUUAUUCUUCAGAAUUUAGAAUUGGAAAGUGAGAUUGAAAUAGAGUUAGAACAUUGUGAUGAUAAACUCCUAUUUCAAGAAGAUCCUCUUAGCCAUGAAAGUGUAUUCUGUGAGGAAUCUGAGGCUUCAUAUGAGGCUCUGAAGUCUCGUAUCGACUGGGAAGGUCUGCUAGGAAUCAGUUAUGGAGAAACAGAAAUUUUGGAAAGCACAAGAAGGGAGCCGAGUUACCAGCAUGACUCUGAGAAAAGUAACGGUUUAUUUUCCUCUGUACUAAAGAACAAAGCAGAGCUCAACACAAUCUUACUUCCAGACCUACACAUUAGAAUUCCUAAUAGACCUCUACCAGAGUCAAGUCCCAUUGUUGAGCCCUUUGAUUUGGAAAAUUGUAUUUUCAGUGAUAUAGAGGAGGAGCCCGAAGAGGAGGAACCAGAGGAGGAGGAGAAAGCUUCAGGACUUGAAAUGUAUCCCCAAUGUUCUGGUGCAAAUUCAGACUACCCAUGUGAAGAGGAAUUUAGUUAUAAAAGACAAGAAUCAGGACUAAUGAGUGAAUCUGAAAUCUCACUGUCUUUUGACGGUCAUAACACGCAAAUAAAUCAAAUGUCUCAGCAACAAAAUAAUGAACUUUUGCUUACUGACCCUUCUAAUGUCACAACAAUGAAUAGUAAAAGCAGAUGUACUAUUGCAGGGUCAAAAGCUGCUUGUAAUAAUACUGGAAAUAAAAAGGACACAAAUUCAAGAAGUAGAAAGAGAAAAAUACAUACAGCAUUUCAGGACCAGAAAAUAUCACAUCAGGAUUUAAGAAAUCAUGAAUUUUGGGAAAAGAAAAGGAGGUUAACCAGUCAGGACUCAUAUGAGUGUUUCACUUCUUUAUCUCAAGGACGAAUCGAAACAUUUUCACUCUCAGAAAAGCACAUUAGGAGUGUCCUAGAUAUUCUAAAUAGUGAAGCUUCUCUAUGCAAAAGCAAACGUCUUUCCAGAAGACUUGACAGAGCUGUUAUUCAUCUCAAAAAAGCUCAUAGAAGAGUUCACACAUCUUUGCAACUCAUAGCUAAGGUAGGAGGAAUAAGGAAAGGUCCAUUACCAAAAUCAUAUGCAAUAAUAUGUAAUAAUUUCUGGGAGAGUUGUGAUCUUCAAGGUUAUAGUUCUGUAUCUGACAGAAGGUAUUAUUCCACUAGGCAUUUUAUGUCAAAAAAAAAAUAUGAUAAACCAGAAGAGAAAAGAGACUUGGGAUUUGAAAUUGAUAAAUCAGCAAUACAUAUUUCAAAGCAUGAGUCAUACAAAGCUAGAGAGAGAAUCACAAAAUGCCUUUCUAAGGAAAAUGUGACUAGCAGUGUCUCCAGAAGUCUUACCACUAUUCAUGUAAGAAAAUUUUGUGAUCAACAGUAUCCUGAAUCACAGUUAACCCUGUGCCCCACAUUCCAAAGUAGAAGUCAGUCAGCUUAUAACUAUGGCAGUAUGGAGAAUUCAAGAUCAUCAGAACUUCAACCCUUUUCAGGAACAACUUCUGGGUAUCUCUUUUCCCCAGAUUGCCCUGAUCAGAAGCUAACUAAAGAGGAAAACCAAAUUGGUAUGUUUUUAUCUAACACUGAUAAACAUGAAAUUCUUGAGAAUGAUAGGACACAUGAGAGUAAUACUAUGGAUAUUAAUGAUUCAGUGAAAGGAAAUGCUGAGACUUGUGAGGUAGUAAGUGAAAGUGAUACAGUAUCAGUAAGUCGUAUAAAAGAGAAUACAGACAAAAAUUAUGAUGAAACUUGUAUAACUCACUCAAAAGUGGAGACUGACACGCUGGUUUCAGUCUUAGAAUCAAAUGUGAAACAUUUUUUGAAUGUUAAUAUUUGCAAACCUGAUAGUCUUAUUUUGACUGGUUACAAAAGGGAAGUAGAAGUAAAUUUUCCUAUAGAAAUACAGACUGCUCCUGUUGAGAGCUCUAAACAAGAUAUUAUCACAAGAGGUUUUGUUAUGGAUCCAUUACAUCUAAAUUUAAUGACAAGCCAGAAGAACAUUAGUAUUCCUCAAUUGUUACCAACCAUUCUGAUGACAGAUGGUGAAGAGAAAUCUUCAGUAUCUUCCUUGGACAAUGAGGGUACUUCUGCUUCAGAUUCUAUUGCAACUGUCACCACUGCACCAUACAGUCAGCGCAAAUUUGGGGGUAAUGAGUUUUUAAAGACAGACCAACAUUCUUUAAAUAAUUUCUUUUGUACAGACAGGAAUGAAGCAAAUGUUACUGAGAAUUCUGAGUUGGAUUCCACAUCAGUAACUGAAAAAAGUAGGGGUUGUGGGGAAAAGAUAAUAAAGAAGCUAUUUUUCAAUGAUAGUUCUCUGCUUUUGAAAGAUAACAUAAAGGGCUUGUCUUCAAAAAAAUGCAUUACAAAAAAAGACACUCAAGGCAGAGAAGCAUGGAAAGUUAAGCAAACAGAAAAAGGAAAAGAUCCAGUUCACCAAAAAAGUAUGAUGGGGAUAGCAACUGUUCAGACUUACUACAAAAAUCAAAAGAGUAAGAUAUUACGAGAAUUUCCCGUAAGUGAGAAAGUAACUAAAAAUAACUUGAUUGAUUCUCAUUUAAGCAUUAAAAACGCUACUAAUGCAGUUAUGUUGAAUAAUGCAGGUUUUAAUCAUUUUGAUACAAGAGGGAAAGAGGAAAUAGUUAAAGUUAGUAAUGACUCUCAGCCUGAUUCUGUGUUAUGUUCAGGAAUAGUUAGUAAUUCCAAAUCAGGUAUCAUGGGAAUGAAUCAUCAAUCUGCUUCAUGGGGCCACUCUGAAACUUCCAAAGUCACUAUUCCUCAGAAAAAGCCUAUCCCACACAUGAAUGACUUAAAGGCAAAAUACUGUUCACCUAACCAUUCAGCUCCUAUAUAUUAUAUAGCUCAAAUUUUAAAGAGAGCAGAUAAAGCCUCAUCUCUGCAAGUUCUACAAGAAGAAACUGAACUUUGUCAAAAUAUUCUCCCGUUAUUUGUGGAAGCUUUUGAAAGGAAGCAAGAAUGUUCACUCGAACAGAUCUUAAUUUCACGAGAACUUUUGGUAGAAUGUAACCUGUGGAAUAAUAGCAGACACAAAUUAAAACCUUGUGCUAUUGAUUCCUUGGUAGAACUCCAGAUGAUGAUGGAAACUAUUCAAUUCAUUGAAAACAAAAAAAGGCUCUUAGGAGGUGAACCAACAUUUCGAAGCUUGCUUUGGUAUGAUGAGACCUUGUACGGCGAGCUGCUUGGCAGACCACGUGGAUUUCAACAACAGUCCAAUUUCUAUCCUGCUUUUCAGGGGAGGUUAAAAUAUAAUGCAUUCUGUGAGCUGCAGACCUAUCAUGACCAAUUACUUGAAUUGUUUGAAGAAACCAAAAGGGAAAGUGUAUCAUAUUAUGCAUUCUUAAAAUAUAAACGACAGGUUAAUGAGUGUCAAGCAAUUAUGAAGCAUUGUUCUGACUGCUUUGACUUUUGUCUUUCUGUUCCAUUUACCUGUGGAGUUAAUUUUGGAGAUAAUUUAGGAGAGCUAGAAACAUUGCGAAAAAGUACUUUAAAGCUAAUCGGUAUGUAUGGGCACUCUCCUAAAAGUGAUUCCUAUCCAGGAAAACAAGACCAUCUGUGGAUUAUCAUAGAAAUGAUCUCCUCAAAGGUUAAUUUUAUCAAGAGUAAUGAGACAGUAAGUAUUAAAAUAUCUCUUUAUGGCCUGGAACAUAUCUUUUUUGAUGCAGCAAAAGAUAUUGUUUGGAAAGAAAGGAGACAGUCUUUCAGCAAAAAAUACACAGGAAAGAAGAAAAAAGAAAUGCUACUGAAAAUCAAUCAGUGUGCUUUUUCUAAAUUGCAGAAGAUAUACGAUACACUGUCUAAAGAUUCAAGCAGUGAACAAAUUUCUAAUAAUGGGCAUAAAAAUGCCAUGAUUACUUCCAGUGAGUUAGAUACUCUAACAAACAAGGCAGCAAUUAGCAUAGAAAACAUUUUGUUUUCACACCCAGAUAUAGAUAUCUGUUGUAUUAGUGAAAUAUUGGAUCAAGCUAAAAUUUCAGACUUAAAACAAUUACAGGAACUCACUUUGAGAUGUACUGAUCAUUUAGAAAUUUUUAAAAAAUACUUUCAGAUGUUACAAGAAGAUAGUAUAGACAAUAUUUUUAUCACAGAAGAAAACGUUUUGGACAUGUUGGAAAGUCAGAACCAUAGGGCUGUAAUUUUAAAGCCUGCAGCCACUGAAAUAUAUAUUGAAGUGGUUAUGCUGUCGGAAACACUUUACUUCCUUAAAAACUCAAUGGCAAAGAAAGUAGACAAGCAGAGAUUUCGAAGUAUGCUUUGGUUUGAUUUGUCUCUUCUUCCUGAGCUGGUUCAAAGCCAAGAAAAAAUGACUCCUUUUUCAUUUCUUAAACAUAACUCAACCAAGUGCCUUUGGAAAGUGAUAGAGAGUGCUAUUUCUGAACUUGAGAAAGAUCUGGAUAUUAUAAACAAAUAUAAUGAAGCUGUUAAUUGCUCAUAUGCUUUUCAUUUGUUCUCAAGAGAACUUGAAGAACUCUCUGAAAUAAAAAAACUAAUAGAAAAGUCUAAGUAUUCUUUCCCCACAUACAUUGACUUUGUGCCAUUUAUAGCAUCCAUAAAUUAUGGAAGCAAUGUGACAGAGUUAGAUUACAACUACAAUCAGUUUUCCACACUACUCAAAAAUAUAAUGGCUGCACCUAGGAAGGAUUUAGGAAAAAUGGCACACAUUAUGAAAAUCAUGAAAACAAUUGAACAUAUGAAGAUGGUAUGUGCUAAAAAUGCUGAGUUACCUAUUUCCUUCAUCUUAUGCCAAAUAAUAUGUAACAGAAGAAAGUCUUCCCAACCAAAGAGAAAAGAAAUUAUGACUGUUCAAGUAAAAUCUAGGGAGAGUGUUAGUAAACCCAUUACUUGUGAGGAAGUUCCCUCUGUUUCACAAUGUGUAGGGGAAAGCAUUUUAAGUUCUAAAAAACGACCUAUCACUGUAGAAAAAUAUGAAAGCUCUCAGGAAGAAGAGAAAAAUAUUGCUGUUUCCAGUUGUAAAAGACAAAAGGUCAAUGUGAAAGAUGCCACAGAAGUCAGCAAAGAAAAAGCAACACUCAAGCAUUCAAGGACUGUAAAAUCUCAUUCCAAAAAUGAAACAGUACCACCUUCAUCGGACGAUCUAAAAAGAAACCAUGUGUCUGUAGAAGAGGUUGAAAUGUUAACAUCACUGCCUAGCUCACUUUUACCUUUAAAAGACAUCUGCACAUCAAAAUCAGAGGGCAAAAUAGACUUAACUAGUAUUCCAGCUGACACUUCAGAAGAUUUCACAGGUGGACAAGAAAGCUUAAAUAACAUGCAGAAAACAUAUGUGAAUUUUAGUGCUGCUGAAACAGAAAAUUGUAAGGAAGAUGACCAAAAAUGUGUAGAUGGCACAUCUACUGAACACCAUAUGACAUCUUCACAAAAAUUUAAGAAUUCUCCAUAUCCUGCAGAGAAGUCUCAUCCCUCAGACCUAAAACCAGGAGCCCAUGUUUCUCCUCUGCAUGAUGGAUCAGAGCUUGCAAAACCUGUGUUCCGAUUUGUUAGGGAUGUCCAUGCCAAUUUAGAAGUGAAUGACAGUGCCUUUGAACUUGAGGACAAUGAAAUAUUAAAUUCAUCUAUUAAAAAAUCUACAAGUACCAGUUUUUCAGAACCCAUAUUUACCCAGAGUAAAAUUCCGCUUCUGCCAGUAAAUGAAGUACAGUCAGCAGAAACUGAGUCAAAAGAAAAUUAUGUGACAGAUACACUAAAUCCCAGUACUGUACCUGUUGGAGCAUCAUCUGAGAACAUAACCCUUAGUGUGAAUCAAACAGCAGAAAACUCUCUUUCUGAGCAACAGAAUAAUCAGAAUUCCAAAGUUCUAACUGAAGGUUCUGCUACAUAUUGGAAUGAACUCCCACCGCCUGCACAUCUCCCUGUAUAUAAUUCUUCUGAACAUGCAUUUGGAACUUCAUACCCUUACUAUGCUUGGUGUGUUUAUCAUUACAGCAGCAGUAGCAGCAACAGCAAUUCCAUUACUCAGACAUACCAGGGGAUAACAUCAUAUGAAGUACAGGCACCUCCUCCUGGGAUGUUAACUACAGUUGCAAGUGUCCAGAACACACGUUCUGAUCUUUUAUAUUCUCAAUAUUUUAAUUAUUUUUCUGGUGAGCCACAAGCAAAUGACUUUGUACCAGGAAAUGAGUAUUUUCAAUCUCAUAUGCCUGUUUCUUACAAUUUUCAGCAGCCAUUUUAUUCACAGUAUGCUUCCUAUCAGCCAUUACCACAAGCUACAUACCCUUGCCCUUCUAAUUCAGGCAUGUCUCCAGAAGUUUCUUGGACUUACGCUCCAUGGCAACAAGCACCCUUUCAUCAAGAACAUUGAAAAUGACUUCUGUCUACUGAAAUAAAAGAGACUUAACAUGUU
Messenger RNA from Erinaceus europaeus (western European hedgehog), 9743 nucleotides. RefSeq names its product testis expressed 15, meiosis and synapsis associated (gene TEX15). Gene Ontology annotation, biological process: regulation of double-strand break repair via homologous recombination; male meiotic nuclear division; homologous chromosome pairing at meiosis. Bases 225 to 9701 code for a protein of 3158 amino acids. Gene Ontology annotation, cellular component: nucleus. The record is from RefSeq and is a predicted model, not a curated record. NCBI's taxonomy places the organism in Eukaryota, Metazoa, Chordata, Mammalia, Eulipotyphla, Erinaceidae. The transcript has 12 exons.